Molecule: messenger RNA, 702 nt
Organism: Haemonchus placei
Lineage: Eukaryota; Metazoa; Nematoda; Chromadorea; Rhabditida; Trichostrongylidae
Source: the annotation of a GenBank genome assembly
AUGAUUGAGUCUAAAGAUAAUGGUAGCCUGCUACGAGAGAACUACAGGCAUCAGAUUUGGGAUUUAAUUCAUGAAAUUAACACCGAAAUCACAGUAAAGAAUUCCUCAGGGCAUCAACUGACGUAUCGCGACAUGUGUGAACCGUAUUGCCAAAAGAACGAUGCAUUCAUAGCUCUUUUGGAGCUCUACAAUAAGAACUUUUCCAGAGUUGAGGUCACAUAUCCUACUAUGGACAUUCUUGGAAAGCAAAUCUUCAUCGCUAGUAAUAUUUAUGGUGUCAGCCUUGUUAACGAUAGCAAUACCAUCGAAUCAUUCACCACCGUUAUCCUUCGCUACUACAUGGUAUAUCCAGAAAUUAAGCCCCUACUCGCUUGGGAAACAAAGAUAGUCAGUCUUCUGUAUGACUCCGGCAAGUAUGAUUUACUGAACUGUAGCGCCGGUUCAGAUAACCUUGUGGCGAAAGAGGUGAAAGAGAUGGGAAACAAGAGCGCCCCAUUACUUAGCAUUUCUCUAGGAAUGCUUAUGAUCUUUUUGAUGUUGUGCUCAUUCAGGUACAAAAGGCGAGAAUCAAAACCGCUUGAGGCGAUACUCGGCGGUGUCACACCGUUGUUGGCAGGGAUUACUACUGUUGGCUUAGUUUCUGCCACUGGACUUGCAUUUCAGUCGAUCGUCGUCAGCACUUUGUUCCUUGUGCUUGCAAUA